AUGCCUCCAUACACCAGUUAUCGACGUCGAGGUGGCGAAUUCGAGAUUCCCGGCCGCAAGUUCAACCCUGCGUACGAAUCCCUUCAUCGCCACAUCCCAAACGACAAGCUCCUUGUCUACAAUGCCAGCAAAGGCGUCCUGAAGAUCCAGGAGCAGGACACCCAGUCCAACAGCCUCGUCCUGUCCAUUGGGGGUACCUGCCGAAACCCUGGGACCCCCGGGGCUCGAGCAGCCUGGGGCGUCUACUUUGGCCCUGAAUCGCCCUAUAACGCGAGCGCCCUCCUGGAUCCUGCUCUUCCGCAGACAAAGGCCAGGGCUGAGAUGGAGGCUCUGCGACAGGCCUUGAGCAUCAUCAAGGCCAAAAUCAUCUCCGGCGACUACCAACCGCGGAGGUGUGUUAUCAAGACGCACUCGUCGUAUAUCCGGCGGGUGUUUCCUCGCCUCGUCCAUCGCCGGGCCGCAGAGAAGGUGGUGUUUUCCGAGUUGCUCAUGGAGAUUGAGGAGCAAUUGGAGGACAUGGGCUAUGUGGAUGGGGUGGACAGGAGCACGAAUGCCAUGUUUUGGUGUGUCGAGCAGGAGGAGAAUAGGGAGGCUGACGGGCUCGCGGUUGAUGCUCUCGCUCAGUCUCGAGAUGAACAUGGGAAAAGGAGAAGAUGGAAAUUAUUUGAAUUAGGAGCAGCAAACUAUGGUUCCUAG
Trichoderma atroviride IMI 206040 is the source of this 696-nucleotide messenger RNA. RefSeq lists its product as uncharacterized. Lineage: Eukaryota; Fungi; Ascomycota; Sordariomycetes; Hypocreales; Hypocreaceae. Gene Ontology annotation, molecular function: nucleic acid binding. The record is from RefSeq and is a predicted model, not a curated record.